Haliotis rubra (blacklip abalone) is the source of this 2536-nucleotide messenger RNA. RefSeq lists its product as uncharacterized. The record is from RefSeq and is a predicted model, not a curated record. NCBI's taxonomy places the organism in Eukaryota, Metazoa, Mollusca, Gastropoda, Lepetellida, Haliotidae. The transcript is spliced from 3 exons. Bases 311 to 2224 code for a protein of 637 amino acids.
UGGUGCUUGUUUCGGUGCUGACAGCUCAUUGCUGAAUUCGCUACGAUGGAAUAGACUGGAUUAUAUGUACUUUUACCAAGACGUGGAGUCAGUUACGUGGAGAUAUGCCUGUCCACUGACAGAUAAGAUGGACACUCUAUGAGAAGGCUGCCGCCACGUUUCAGUACACUUACCAACUCUACUUGCGUCAAGGUUUGUUGAAGACCUGUCCACGAGCAAGCUUUGAAUAUCCUGUUUCCCGAACACAUCGCCAUCCAACGGCGAUUGAUCUAUGCAAGGGAGGAAACCCCGAUAUUAUAACAUAGCCUAGAUGAGAAUAGCCAUGAUUUGUUCGUGUGGUAAGCGGUCUUUGGAAACGCCUCCAAUACUGGAUGUGGAGAGAAUACUACAAGAUUAUGCUUGGAAAGAUUUUAAAGAAAAAAGUGGACCAGUUGAAAAGAUAUUCCUGCGCAGACGAGAUUUCGAUGUUGAGGUUCCUAUGAACUACUUCCAUUUUGAAGACUCUGAUACGAUUCUAAAAACAAAAGAUUCCAAACCAAAAACGAAAGCAGCAGCCGGUCAAUCUAUUCCAGAAACAUCGGUCCUGCAGACACAGUUCAGAAACAACACCAAUAAAAGUCAGACGUACAAGUUCAGAAUAGAAAGGACAAGGAAGGCCACGAUCAGCGUCACAUUUCAGAGAGGUUUUUCAAUUGGUGGGAAGGCCCAGUUUAAACUUGGGCUCCCGAAGAUGAUGUCUCAAGGAGGCGAUGUUGACAUGAGACUGCAAAUAUCCAAAACGACUGGGGAAACGUUUGACGAAACGCUGACAUUUGAGGCCAAUAGUGAUAUCAAUGUGGAGGAAAACUGCAACUACACUGCGAAUGUGGCCUUCACUGAGAAAGAAAUAUCAGCUGAGUUCAUGGUGCAGACGUUGAUGAGGAUGCCGACAGGAACAGCGCCUGUGUACAUCAGACGAAAACGAGACCAUGAACUUUAUGCAACAGUUUUUAUAAACGACCUCAAAGACGUUUUCGCCGAUUAUAAAGCUUCCGCAGAAAUCAUUGACGAGUCUGCUAAGGACGCGAAGGUUGCUCGGUAUGCAAUCAAGUUCACUACAACUGGAAUUGUUGAGGGAAUGCGGCUUUCUGGUCAGAAAAUAUAUCUUGACUCUAAGAAGUUAGACAAGGGAGAUAAAUCUGGCAUGGAGGUGCCGGUUGCGAGUCAAAGUGCAUCUGCAAUGAUUGCGGGAGUUGGCGCCGCACAUCAUUCUGGACUAUUUCGAGCUAAUUUCCCAUCAGACAGUGAUGAUGCUAAGGAAGACUCUACAGAUGGCGCCUCCGUGCCUACAUACAGAAGCAUCAACAAUGGCCAGUCGGAGACACGGAUUUUAAAGGCACCUCAGAUCCCUACCAUCAUAACCACAGCUCCAAGCUCUCAGGAAACGUCUCCUCCCUCUGAUGCUGGCACUAACACAAGUAUGGAGACACAAUCGCUUCCUGAGGACAAGAAUGAAGACGUUUUUGACAAGACGACACCUUGUUCUUCUGCAACACCUUCUCCAAAACCAAGUCCCGGAAAACUACCCUCUAAGGAUACGCAUAAGGAAACAGGCAAAGUGCCACUAAAAGAAACAAAGUCUUCGUCAAGAGGAUCUAAGGAUGAGACUAAAGUCCCCACCCAUGAGGUGAAGUCGCCAACGCAGGCUCCAAAGCCAAAGGUGGUGAAGGAAGACAGCUUUGGCAAACACAAAAUGGUGAAAGAGGACAGCCUUACCAAAGCUGAUGCCACCAAACUUAAAGCAGAACCUCAAAGGGUUAAGCAAGAGCCACAAAAAGUAAAAGAUGUCCCAAAGGUGAAACCAGAUCCCUCAAAGGUCCAGAAUAUUAAAAUCCUUACAAAACAGACCUCCAACCCUAAAGAGUCCACAGACGCACCAGAGAAGCAAAAGGAUGAGAAGUCAAAGGAAGAGAAGUCAAAGGAUGAGAAGCCAAAGGAAGAAAAGACAAAAGAUGACAAGUCAAAAGAUGAAAAACCAAAAGAUGAGAAGGUAGUGCUUCGUCGAAGCUUCAAACAUGAGACUUUGGAGAGAAUGGAAAGGGUGUCAUCGCUUUCUGAAAAGCCCAGAAUUCUGCCUAAAUCUGGGAGUUUACCCAGAGCGAGUGUUCAUUCGAUUGAACCGCAGAGUUCAGAGGAAGACAGCACAAGCAGUUUAAGCAAACUAUCUAAGUGCACUAGUGUCUGAUGAGUAGGCAUACAAUGACAACCCCAUAGAACAUUUAACGAUGGUCACAGUACGUAUGUCCUGACAAUAUUUCUGAAUAACCAAGCAGUUAGGAAUAGUAAACAUGAGCAUGCCGGUAUCUAAUAUCUGUAAAUACCAACUUUGUUCAAUUCUGCUGAGACUUGUUGAUACUACAUUCACUUCAUAGUAAGAUCUUCAGGAAAACUAACCUACUUACGAGGACUACUUAUCAGGAAAACUGCGACUUUACAUUUUGCCAACCACGUGGAUUCAAAUGUAAUAAAAGCAUUAACGUCAACCAUUGUAUCAUGA